CCUGGGACUGACACAUUGUAACAAUGCAACACACAGCGCCUGGGACUGACACAUUGUAACACACACACACACUGGUAAACUCUGCCUGGGACCUGUACAUUACUGGAUUCCAAAGACUGUGUAUCUGGGACCUGUAUACACGCUGCUCGCUGCUCUGGGACCUGUAUACACGCUGCUCGCUGCACUGGGACCUGUAUACACGCUGCUCGCUGUACUGGGACCUGUAUACACGCUGCUCGCUGCACUGGGACCUGUAUACACGCUGCUCGCUGCACUGGGACCUGUAUACACGCUGCUCGCUGCACUGGGACCUGUAUACACGCUGCUCGCUGUACUGGGACCUGUAUACACGCUGCUCGCUGCACUGGGACCUGCACCUUGUACCUGCACCUACCUCACACUGGGAACUACCAGCCAGGAUAUGAGUCCCCGCUGAUCGCUCUGUGACCCCAUCAUCGGGGAUUCGGAAACCUGCUCAUGGUGUCGCCGGUGAUUAGGCCCCCGGAUAACGCGCCCCAUGCCCCUGUGUCCGGCUGAUUGCGUUUAGCUUCCCCGCAGUUGAAGAAAGAUGAAUGAAAAUGACGAGGACAAGCAGGGCCAAGCUGGACAGCUCUUUGAGAACUUUCUCCAGGCCACCACGUGCAAAGGAACCCUGCAGGCCUUUAAUAUCCUGACCCGGCAGCUGGAACUGAACCAACAAGAUCACCGGCACUUCUACACCAAACUCAAGGCCAAAGUCACCAGCUGGAAAGCCAAAGCCUUGUGGAACAAACUCGAUAAGAAGAACGGCCACAAGGAAUACAAGAAGGGGAAGGCAUGCCUGGACACCAAGUGUUUAAUAAUCGGAGGGGGUCCUUGCGGCCUGCGGACUGCCAUAGAACUUGCCUGCCUCGGAGCCAAAGUGGUCGUGGUAGAAAAAAGAGACACGUUUUCCAGAAACAAUGUCCUCCAUCUGUGGCCGUACACCAUCCACGACCUCAGGAGCCUCGGCGCCAAGAAAUUCUACGGCAAAUUCUGUGCCGGGGCCAUCGAUCACAUCAGUAUCUGGCAGCUGCAGCUCAUGCUGUUUAAGAUCGCCCUCCUGUACGGGAUAGAAAUUCACGUCAACGUUGAAUUUACGAAGUUAGUGGAGCCGCCGGGAGAUCAAGAAAACCAAAAAAUUGGAUGGAGAGCCGAGUUCACCCCCCACGAUCACCCGUUGUCCGCGUUUGAGUUUGACGUCAUCAUCGGUGCAGACGGACGCAGGAACACCCUGGAGGGGUUUCGAAGGAAGGAAUUUCGGGGGAAAUUGGCCAUCGCUAUAACGGCCAACUUCAUCAACAGAAACACGACGGCCGAGGCCAAAGUGGAGGAAAUCAGCGGCGUGGCCUUUAUCUUCAAUCAGAAAUUCUUCCAGGACCUGAAAGAGGAGACAGGGAUUGAUCUUGAAAACAUCGUGUAUUAUAAGGACAGCACUCACUACUUCGUCAUGACUGCCAAGAAGCAGAGUCUUCUGGACAAAGGCGUCAUUAUUAACGAUUACGUCGAUGCGGAGAUGCUCCUCGGCUCCGAGAACGUCGACCAGGAUAACCUGCAGAAUUACGCACGGGAGGCUGCCGACUUUGCCACCAAUUACCAGCUGCCGUCUCUGGAUUUCGCGAUUAAUCACUACGGGCAGCCGGACGUGGCCAUGUUUGACUUCACGUCGAUGUAUGCGUCGGAAAACGCGGCACUGGUGCGGGAGCGCCACGGACACCUCCUGCUGGUCGCUCUGGUCGGUGACAGUCUGUUAGAGCCGUUCUGGCCAAUGGGGACGGGCUGCGCCCGUGGUUUUUUGGCGGCGUUUGACACGGCUUGGAUGGUGAAAAGCUGGGCCCACGGCACCCCUCCGCUUGAGAUUAUCGCAGAACGAGAGAGUCUGUACCGGCUGCUGCCCCAGACGACCCCCGAAAAUAUCAGCAAGAACUUUGAGCAGUACACCAUCGACCCCGCGACCCGCUACCCCAACCUCAACUCCAGCUGCGUCCGACCCCACCAGGUGAAGCACCUAUUUCUCACCAGCGAGUUACAGUUGUGCCCCCUGCUGAGGAAUAAUUCCGUCAGGCGAUCGGUGGGCCUGACCAGACACGAGUCAGACAUCAGACCCAACAAGCUGCUGACCUGGUGUCAGAGGCAGACGGAGGGGUACCGCGGCGUCACCGUGACCGACCUCACCAAGUCAUGGAGGAACGGGCUGGCUCUGUGCGCCCUGAUACACAGCUUCCGGCCGGAUCUCAUCGAUUUCGGCUCUUUGAACGAGGAAGACGCCGUCGGGAACAACCAGCUGGCGUUUGAUGUCGCCGAGAGGGAGUUUGGGAUUUCUCCCAUAACCACGGGGAAGGAGAUGGCGGCCACCGAGGAGCCGGACAAGCUCAGCAUGGUGCUGUACCUCUCCAAGUUCUAUGAAUUAUUCCGGGUGACGCCGCUGAGACCUGCCGACUCCUCGAGUAAAGAAAACGGAAAGAAUGAGGACAGAUAUUUCUCCAAACCAUCAAACUUGAUCUUGAAUAAUUACCUCAAUUUAACGUUACCACGGAAACGGGUCCCGAAGGCUGAAAACAAACCAGAAGAAAGUGAUUUGAAUAAGAGGAGGCGGAGGGGGCUGCAGUACGCCGAUGAGCCGACGAGCUCCUCAGGCGGGGGUCUCAAUUUGGGGAGCGAGUGCAGCGACACCAAGGAGGUCAUCAAUCAGAACAAAGUGAAGUCUAUGGCCACGCAGCUAUUAGCCAAGUUCGAGGAAAAUGCACCCAGUAGCUCCCUCCGCAGACAGAAUGCUUUAGCGCUUCCUGAUAACGCCGCGCCAGACCUCCCUCCUUAUGAUCCUCCUGUUAACCCUCGCUUUGCUAAACCCACGGAUCCAACUCCCCGCCAACCUCAGCCCGAACCCCGAAGGCAGUUUCAGACGUUAGCCCGGAGUCAGUCGGUACUCAAAGUGUCCACUCAGCCCCCCCAUGGACCAUCUCCUGUGAGCAGGGACCCGAAGCCUACAGCUAAAGCAGACGGCGGUUCCGUGUGUGCAGACGGCGCAGACUCUGUAGCGUCCGUCUAUCCCGCCGCGCUUGCCCUGUCUGGUAUCCUAGAACGUCUCCAGCACAUUGAGGAGAAAGCCCAGCAGAAAAGAUCUCAGUCUUUAGCAAAUAGAGAAUUUCAUAAAAAGAACAUUAAGGAGAAGGCCGCUCACCUCGCGUCGCUCUUCGGAUGCUCGGAUUUGCCGCAGAAUAAGCUCCCUUCCCCCGACUUGCCCCCUUCUCCAGCUACAAUCCCCUACUUUGACCCCAGCGCUCCUGACUCUUCUCCUUCGCUCUCUCCACCCGCCGCUCCCCACGGCUCUCUGUCUAAGAAGGUUCUAGCGCUGAGUGCUGCCUCCGGUGACGCCGUGACUAAGCUAAAGAUUGGCUUCCCUGACCCUCGGCAGCUGACUGUGGGGAAGGUGUCUCGUGGCGUAGGAGCCGUGGCUGAGGUCCUUGUCAAUCUUUAUAUGAAUGAUCACCGACCCAAAGCAAAGCCUACGGAGACGAAGCCCCCAGAUGAGUCUGCGUCGUCUCCUCUUACCGAGUCUCCUACCUCUCCUGCCUCUCUCUCUCUUCCAAAGGGGUCUCUGCGGAAGGAAUUUCCCGCGGGGAUCGGCGGCAGCGACACGUGCUAUUUCUGCAAGAAGCGCGUCUACGUGGUGGAGCGUCUGAGCGCCGAGGGCCACUUCUUCCACAGAGAGUGUUUCAAGUGUGCCUUCUGCUCCACGAGCCUGCGGCUGGGGGGCUACGUGUUCAGCGCGGAGGAAGGUAAAUUCUACUGCCAGCCUCAUUUCACUCACUCGUUACUAAGCAACAAGCAGCGGAAAAGACGGCCUGACUCAAAGACUCAGGAGGAUAAGACAUGGAGGAGAGAGCAGGCCACGGCGGCAGAGGUCACCACCGACAGCCCGUACAGCGGCUGCAGCGCUUCAGGCGAGAGCUCACCAGCGUGUUUCCACAUUCCAGUUCUAGAUCCGCUGCUGGGCUGAAGCAUCGCCCCCCGUAAGACUCAAAAUGGACCUUUUCAGCUCAUCUCUCUCUCUUUUUUUUUGCGUAAAAUCUUAAAAUCACGUAUUUUGUCAAAUGAAGUGAUUUUUAAAAACCAGAGCUGAUUUUCUGUAUCAGACGCAGUGA
Messenger RNA from Spea bombifrons (plains spadefoot toad), 4163 nucleotides. It is a transcript of the gene MICAL2, whose product is annotated as microtubule associated monooxygenase, calponin and LIM domain containing 2. Lineage: Eukaryota; Metazoa; Chordata; Amphibia; Anura; Pelobatidae. The coding region runs from base 569 to 4018 and encodes 1149 amino acids. The transcript has 28 exons. The record is from RefSeq and is a predicted model, not a curated record. Gene Ontology annotation, molecular function: protein binding; FAD binding.